Ornithorhynchus anatinus (platypus) is the source of this 2885-nucleotide messenger RNA. RefSeq names its product chromosome 4 C8orf37 homolog (gene CFAP418). NCBI's taxonomy places the organism in Eukaryota, Metazoa, Chordata, Mammalia, Monotremata, Ornithorhynchidae. The transcript has 6 exons. Gene Ontology annotation, cellular component: cytosol. The coding region runs from base 29 to 637 and encodes 202 amino acids. The record is from RefSeq and is a predicted model, not a curated record.
GGGCGGUGAGGCGAAGGAGGGAGGGAAGAUGGCGGACGGCCUGGACGAGCUCCUCGAUGAAGUGGAGUCGAAAUUCUGCGGGCCGGACGAGGCCGGAGGGACGCCCAGGGGCGGAGGAGGCCCCAGCGGCGGCGGGCGGAGCCGGCACAGGUUAAGUAAAAUGUGCAGUGAAACUUCAAAAGGCGAAGAAGAUAUAGAUGGCCUUAUUAAUGAAAUCUUUGAGGAGCCCCCCUUUGACAAAACGCCGAUUAAAUUGAAAGAUAAAUAUUCAAGUCACACAUCUGUCAGAACUUCUACCCAAAUUCAUAAUAAAAGAUGCUGUCCAGUGUACCUUGGUGGAAGCUCCGCACCAUGGGGUAUUGGAACAAAUAUUUCACAGAGAACAUGUGACCAGCUGCGCUGUACAGCAUGUGAUUUCCGUGUGUUAAGUUUCGACGACUAUCUGUGGGAUAAGUCAUGUGAUUACCUAUUUUUCAGGAAUAACAUGCCAGAACUCGGCAAAUUAAAAGCCAGAUUGGUAAAGAAGAAGGGAACCCGAGCCUACGCCUGCCAGUGCAGCUGGAGAUCCGUUGAAGAGCUUAUUGAUCUCCAAACAGCCCAGCGGCUUCAUUGGGUGUGUGGUCAACAUAAAGGAUGAAGCCUUCUCACGCGCUGGCUAACGCUUUGAAAUGUCUUGUACCCGAGGACAAGCAUUUAGCCCCAGGAUAGAACCCCGUCCAACCGACAGAAGACGAUUGACAUUUUUAAUGUCAGUUCAGAUGGGUAGUUGGACUGUGGAGGACAAACGCCGUAAAUCAUUCUUUUCUAGGUAGUCACUGAAUUCAGCCCAAGUUCGGUUUCUCCACGAUCCCGACGCGUGCCCUCCUGCUCAUCAGAAUCCCGCCAGGCCUCACCGAACUGGCAGACCUCACCCUCGGCGACACCGACAGCAGGGGACCCAACGUCUACGGUUUUUGCCGGAUCGUGGUUUGGAUCAGGACUGUCACCAUUGUAACGGGAGAAACCGGCAAACCUCUUGGCGACACUAUUAGAGGUGAACGAACAUCUCCGGUUCUAGGGAAACACGGUUUGCACCGUCGCCGUUUUAACGGGAGAAACUGUCAGGCGGGCAGAGGUUGCAGACCCCAACUCUAUCGAAACUUGUUCCAUAUGGCUAAUAUCGGGCCCGCAUCAACUUCCAGCCGACACCUCGCCAAGAUGCACGGAAUGAUUCCGUCUCCAUACCAUCGGGGCAAGACGAUAAGCGGUGGCUUCGUACGGAUACUCUGAACAGUGGACGGGUUGUUGGCCGAGCGCGCGUAUGUGCCGAACAAUUCUGCUAUUGAUGGUGUCGCCACUCCACUCAGACAUCUUAAAGGGCUUCCGGAAGAGGUCUGCUGGGCGGCGGAUGGUAGUGAUUUUUCUCUUUGGAGCAGAUGUCCAACUGCUGCAACCUGGGAUGAUAGGUGGUGAGGAUUUGUUACCGUACACCCGAGAGCACUUUAGGACUCAGUAUGAUUACCUCUGGCAAAACCGCAUCUUCUUCCAGGUCUGGGGGUGCCCGAAGGACUCUGAAAAAGCCGAGGUAUGUCACCAACACUUUUUCAAUAUGUCCCAUCUUCAGGGAAUCGAUCCCCCUUUUGCAACAGUGACCCGCUGGGUGUGCUGUUACAGUGAGAGGACUUGCCGUGGCUCCAAAACCUUACGGUAUGUAUGUUCUGCCCAAGUGAUCCCAUCUCCUGGAACAAAGAGCAAAUUGUGAUUAUCUCCUUUACUGGAUGAAAAAAUCAGCCAUUGCCUAGAGAAGGUAAGGGAGGAAAGCAUGCAUUCUUGGGCCCAAAAGAAAAAUAGGAUCAACAGUGGAGCCUCAGUGUGACCACUUCAACAAAAAUAAAACAAGGAAAUGGUGGCACAACCGUUCAAUUCCCUGCUUCCUCCAUGCCAAGGAAGAGAGCAUGGGAAUUAUCAUAUUCCCUGGAGUACCAGUAAGGAGGCUCUUUUUCCACUACUUUAAGCCUCUUAGUAGUAGGGAUGUUAUGUAAAUGGCUGAAAAGGCACAAUGGGUUAUAAUUUAUGAAUCCUUAACUUCCAUUCUUGUGUCCUGCCUAAUUAAAGAUGCAUUUCAUCAAUAAAUUCUAAGCUCCGGCAGGGGAGAGAACAUAUCUAUCAACUCUUGAAUUGUACUCUCCCAAGUGCUUUGUUCGGUGCUCUGCGCACAGUAUGUGCUCCAUAAACACCAUUGAAUUAUUUACGGGUUGCCUACUGUGGCAGAGCCCUGAAUUAAACACUUGGCAGAGUACAGUCAAGGUAGUGGACGUGAUUCUACCCUCAAAGAAUUUUCAGUCUAGUUAUCAGCAUCUCGUGUGUGGGCUACACACAGAUGAUGAUAAAUGUAUUCUAUUAAAUUUCAAUAAUAUAAGAAGAACCAGCUAUCCUGAGAAUCAGUCAAGCCCCAUCCAUUCAAGCCUAGAAGUGUUAACCGGGGUAUUAAUAUGCUGCCCAGGCAUAUUUUAUUUACAUUAGAAACUAGAAAAUUCCUAUUCAUCGUAUUAAUUUUAGUAAAAAAAUAUUUCCCACACUUUGAGGAGACCCAAAUAGCUCUCCAGAUUUUUUUCAUAGUUGUAUCUGUGAAGACAGUCGAUAUUCAUAUAGUUUAACUAGCGUGUAAUUUCAGUUCACAGUGUACUAAGAUGGCUAGGUAAAUAUAUACUUAGAACAGAGAGCAUUUAAACAGGAUAUCACUAAGGCAAAAAAAGUGGGGUGUUAUUUUAAUAGCUGAGGAUCAACUUAUAAACUUUAGUAUUACCCUAUUUAAAAUAUUAAAUUGAGAGCAAAGAGUAUUUAUGUAUCUUAUUCUGUUAAAGAUUAUAAUUCAAAUAAAGUAUGAUUAUUUUUAAUAACAUGGA